Callorhinchus milii (elephant shark) is the source of this 3814-nucleotide messenger RNA. It is a transcript of the gene abcb6a, whose product is annotated as ATP-binding cassette, sub-family B (MDR/TAP), member 6a. NCBI's taxonomy places the organism in Eukaryota, Metazoa, Chordata, Chondrichthyes, Chimaeriformes, Callorhinchidae. The transcript has 20 exons. Gene Ontology annotation, biological process: transmembrane transport; heme transport. The record is from RefSeq and is a predicted model, not a curated record. Gene Ontology annotation, cellular component: membrane. The coding region runs from base 77 to 2623 and encodes 848 amino acids. Gene Ontology annotation, molecular function: ATP binding; ABC-type heme transporter activity; heme binding.
CCGGUUUAAGCGGCCACAGGGCGGCUGUACUGUACACUCAGGUGCCGCCUGAAUGACGAGCUGGUAAUUCUUCAAAAUGGCUAAUCUUGAAGGUUACUGUGAAGGUAACACAUCCUUAUCAGAAGUUUGGACACAACAAGGGCUUUCUCCAUGUUUCUAUUUCACUUUAGUUCCAACAGUACUUUUGAGUGUCAGCUUCGUCUUUGGUACAUUACAGUGCGCUUGUUAUAACGCAUAUGGUACUACAAUGGAGCCAAAAUAUGUACCUCACUCUCGUCUCUACCUGAUGCAGUUGUUGUUUUCACUGCUCCUAAUCCUACAGUUUGGAACAUAUAUUCUCUGGCAAACCUUUGGCUUAGGUGUACUGCAUGGAUACAUGAUUGUCUACUUUUGUUUAUCUGUCAUUGGAUGGACAUGUGCCAUCGCUUUGCUACAUUUAGAGCGCACUAAAGUGUUGUUGCAGGACAGAACACAUGGCCAUAGUGCAAUCCUGCUAUUCUUCUGGGCGCUGGCUUUUGCAGCUGAGAAUCUGGCAUUCAUAUCGUGGGGAAGUCCGUUGUGGUGGUGGUCAAUGGACAACACUGACCAAAAGGUGCAGUUUGGUUUGUGGCUGGUGCGAUACAGCUGUACAUUUCUGCUUUUCACCCUGGGAUUGAAAGCACCCGGUUUACCUCAAAGGCCGUAUAUGCUGCUGAUAAAUGAGGAUGAACGAGACAUCGAAUACAGCGAGCAUCUCUUAAACCAGAACGACAGGAAUCAGUCAACUUGGAAGGACUUUCGGAAGAAGAUCCAGUUGCUUUUGCCAUACAUGUGGCCCCAAGGGAACAUGCUGCUGCAGGGUCUAGUCCUCCUGUGUCUGCUCCUCCUGGGGGCAGAGAGAGCCAUCAACGUCUUUGUGCCCAUCUAUUACAAGAACAUUGUAAAUGAACUGAGUACAGGAGUUGGCUGGAAGACGUUAUCCCUGACCGUCUGCAUGUACGCCUUUCUCAAGUUCCUACAGGGAGGCGGUGCAGGCUCCUCAGGUUUUGUAAACAAUCUGCGCUCCUUCCUAUGGAUCCGAGUGCAGCAAUUCACCAACCGCGAGGUGCAGAUCCGCCUCUUUGCCCACCUUCACUCGCUCUCACUGCGAUGGCAUUUGGGCAGGAAGACUGGGGAGGUGCUCCGCAGUGUGGACAGAGGCACCAGCAGCAUCAACAGCUUGCUCAGCUACAUUGUGUUCAGUAUUUUCCCAACGAUUGCUGAUAUUAUCAUCGCCAUCAUUUACUUCAUUUCCAACUUCAGCGCCUGGUUUGGACUCAUCGUGUUCCUAUGCAUGGCACUGUACCUGGGCAUGACCAUUGCAAUAACCGAAUGGAGAACAAAGUACCGAAGAGAAAUGAACACGAGGGACAAUGAGGCAAAGUCCAAGGCUGUCGAUUCCUUGCUUAACUUUGAAACGGUCAAGUACUACAAUGCUGAAGGCUACGAGGUGAAUCGCUUCAAUGAUGCUAUAUUGAAAUAUCAGGUUGCAGAAUGGAAGACCGGUGCCAGCCUUGCAUUCCUGAACCAAACACAGAACCUCGUAAUUGGCUCUGGCCUACUGGCUGGAUCUCUGCUCUGUGCCUACUUUGUGACUGAGAACAAAUUUCAAGUGGGUGACUAUGUUCUGUUUGGGACGUACAUUAUUCAGCUCUACGCUCCACUCAACUGGUUUGGCACCUACUACAGGAUAAUCCAGAGCUCGUUUAUAGACAUGGAAAAUAUGUUUGAGCUUUUCAAAGAGGAUCAGGAGGUCAUUGAUGACGUGAACGCAGCAAAUCUUGUAUUCCGAAUGGGGAAGGUUGAAUUUGAUGAUGUUUUCUUCAGUUAUGUGGCUGGGAAAGAAAUCCUCAAAGGCAUAUCGUUCACAGUGCCACCUGGGCACACAGUGGCUCUGGUGGGGCCGUCAGGGUCGGGGAAAAGCACCAUCAUCCGUCUGCUCUUCCGCUUUUAUGAUGUCUGCGGAGGUUGCAUUAAGAUCGAUGGUCAGGACAUCUCUAAGGUGAAGCAGGUGUCACUGCGGUCACACAUUGGGGUGGUGCCUCAGGACACUGUUCUCUUCAACGACAGCAUCAGGAACAAUGUGAGAUACGGUCGUGUGAGCGCCAGCGAUGACGAGGUAGAAGAGGCCUCUCGAGCAGCAGAUAUUCAUGAGCAAAUAGUAUCUUUUCCUGAUGGUUAUGAUACACAAGUUGGUGAACGAGGCCUUAAGCUGAGUGGUGGUGAGAAGCAGAGAGUGGCCAUCGCCAGGACCAUCCUAAAGGCCCCACAGAUCAUCCUCCUCGAUGAGGCUACGUCAGCUUUAGACACACAGACUGAGAGGAACAUUCAGGCCUCCUUGGCUAAAGUGUGCACUGGAAGAACUACCAUUGUGGUGGCCCACAGGUUGUCAACCGUGAUUAAUGCAGAUCAGAUCCUGGUGCUGCAAGAUGGCCGCUUCGUGGAGAGAGGCAGGCAUGAUGAGUUGCUGGCUAAAGGAGGUGUUUAUUCUGGAAUGUGGAUGAAACAGCAAGAGGUCGAUGCAACUGAUUCUGCUUCAGACUCAGAAAUCAAAGACAGGAGCUCAGAAAAGCUGCAGCCCCCAAGCAGCGGGAGGGGUGACUGAGCCCCCAGGAACCAAAUAACCCAAUUGGGAAAAAUACAGAAAAAACAAAAAAAAAGGUAAACUGAUGAAUUGUUCCUCUAUUUGCCGCCGUCACUAAAGGCGCGGGAAUCUUCCUGAUCUAGCUCACUUCACUGUAACUUGAUAAAUCUAGCUUAUUACCGGGUGAUAUUUCUCUGUUGUGGGAGCCCACAGACCAGGAAUGUGGGGUGUAAUCCCAGAGAGAGGGAGCGCUUGUUCUUUAACAGCUGUCGCAGUGCAGUGAGUGAAAGCUGCAAUGUGCGUUUGUGACACCAGCAUCAUCUCCACUGAAAUUUCCCUGUGACCUCAUUAUCCAUCUUUCCCCCCCCCUCCCCGAACACACUCCCUCUGCCCCCAUACCAAUGCGCUCCCUCUGCCCCCACACCAACGCAGUCCACCAGAAGGGAAAGUUCCUCAUGCUCAGCUACAUGGCGUUCUGGAAAGAGCAUCAAGACCUCAAGUCCUGGUCAUACAGUCCUCAGACUAAGUGAGUGACAGCACCUCACUGUACUUCACACACAGGCUUUCAAACUGUGUCACACUGUCAGUGGAGUGACAGACAGUGAGGGACAGACGCUGAGGGUCAGGAGCUCCUGUAAAAGCACUAGUGACAAUAACCAAGGGAGAACAAGGGCCAGUGGAAACGUCUCCGCUGCUUCCCCGAGAGCUCAGAGCCGUAAAGGAGGACUGUUUGCAACGUGUCUUGCAUGUCACAAGCUUGACCUAAAUUAAAGUAUUUAUUGGUUAGAGAUUUAGUCUCACAUGAACAUGGCCUCAAAUACUGUGGGUCGGUCCCCCUCCCGUCCCCGUUACACUGGCAGCCAAUGCCAACUGUGAUUGGUGUGUUUGCACAUAUUUGAGUUUGUGUAGUAUUUAUACUGUUAAUAAUGUAAUGUUAUAAUUAGCUAAUGUGGGCUCAUUAAUAACAUGUGGAAAUCAUGUUAUUCCCAGGGAGAAGAUCCAGAACAAAGGGACAGGUGGAUUGUCCAAUGAGAGUGCAAUAUGUAACCUGAUAUUGUAAACGCUUCAGAACACACAUAAAGUGUUUAUAAGGGAAAUUUGCCUGUUAUAUACACCAUAUGAAAGGUGCUUUACAAAUGUAAUGUUUUUUACGUUGUAUAGCAUGUUUAAUUUUAGAAUUAUAUCCCCGUUUUUAUCUCCAUUUGGGCAAUU